Messenger RNA from Dendrobium catenatum, 2297 nucleotides. Its product is annotated as protein KINESIN LIGHT CHAIN-RELATED 1. NCBI's taxonomy places the organism in Eukaryota, Viridiplantae, Streptophyta, Magnoliopsida, Asparagales, Orchidaceae. The record is from RefSeq and is a predicted model, not a curated record. The transcript is spliced from 2 exons. The coding region runs from base 173 to 2002 and encodes 609 amino acids. Gene Ontology annotation, molecular function: protein binding.
AAGAGAAAGUUAGAAAGCUGGGAUCGAGUGCGUGCGAAGCAAAAAUCGGAAAUGAUGGGGAGCACAUAGACCUGAUUCCUCUUUCGAUCCCCACUUCGAUCAUUUUCUAUCCUCUGGAACUAUCAUUCUCGAUCUCCUCCUUCCCAUCGUGGAACCCUAGAUCUCAGCUGCCAUGCCGGGACUCGUCUCCCCGCCUGAGGUGGCGGCGCUCCGGAUCACGGUGCCGGACCGCGUCGACUCCCGGAAUAGAGAAAAUGGGGAUGAUUCCGAGCUCCGCAGCGCUAAAGGCCGUUCACCAGCGUCUAAGAAGUCGCUGUUGCCUUCCCCGUCGUCGUCGUCGUCACGCGCGAAGCCCUCGCCAGAUCGGAACUCUUUCGGGGGAAAGCGGCGAGGGCCUGCCGCGCCGGACAAACCGUUCAUCGAUGAAUCCUCCCUGGAUAACCCUGAUCUCGGGCCGUUCUUGCUCAAGCUCGCGCGCGACACGAUUGCCUCAGGCGAGGGUCCGAACAAGGCGCUCGAGUACGCGAUCCGUGCGUGCAAGUCGUUCGAGCGGUGCGCGGUGGAGAGCGGUGAGCCGAGCCUGGAAUUGGCGAUGAGCCUUCACGUGACUGCGGCGAUAUAUUGUAGUCUAGGGCGGUAUGAGGAGGCGGUGCCGAUUAUGGAGCGCGCGGUGGCCGUACCAGAUGUGUCUCGCGGGUCGGACCACGCUCUCGCCGCCUUUUCCGGCCAUAUGCAGCUUGGGGACACACACUCAAUGCUCGGCCACAUAGAUCAAUCCAUCGAUUGUUAUUCCCGCGGCCUCGAGAUUCAGAUCCAAGCCCUAGGUGACUCCGAUCCCCGAGUCGCCGAGACUUGCAGAUACUUGGCGGAAGCCCACGUACAAGCAAUGCAGUUUGACAAGGCGGAGAAGCUCUGUCAGAGAACCCUUGAGAUCCACCGAGAGCAUAGCGCACCGGCCUCUAUUGAGGAGGCUGCAGAUCGACGCCUGAUGGCUAUUAUCUGCGAUGCUAAGGGUGACUAUGACGAGGCCCUUGAGCAUUUAGUGCUGGCCUCCAUGGCGAUGAUUGCCAACGGCCAUGAGGGUGAGGUUGCCUCCAUAGACGUGAGCGUCGGAAACACCUACCUUGCCCUUGGUCGAUACGAUGAGGCCGUCUUCUCUUAUCAGAAGGCUCUUACCGUUUUCAAAUCCACCAAAGGUGAUAACCAUCCGGCUGUUGCAUUGGUGUUCGUCCGCCUUGCCGAUCUUUAUUACAGGACGGGUAAGCUCCGCGAGUCAAGAUCGUAUUGUGAAAACGCCCUCCGUAUCUAUGCCAAGCCUGUUCCAGGGGCAGUGCCGGAAGACAUUGCAGGAGGUUUAGCGGAAAUAGCUAGCUUGUAUGAAGCUUUUGAGGAACCUGAAGAGGCAUUGAAGUUAUUGCAGAAAUCUUUGAAGUUGCUGGAAGAUGUUCCGGGUCAAUGGAGCUCGGUUGCUGGUAUUGAAGCACAAAUGGGAGUGAUGUUUUACAUUGUUGGGAGGUAUGGGGAAUCCAGAAACUCCUUUGAAAGUGCUGUUGCGAAGCUGAGGGCAAUUGGUGAGAAGAAGUCAGCAUUCUUUGGGAUGGUGCUAAACCAAAUGGGAUUGUCCUGCAUUCAGUUGUUUAAGAUUGAUGAAGCUGCAGGGCUUUUUGAAGAAUCAAAGGGAAUAUUGGAGCAGGAAUAUGGUACAAGCCAUCAGGACACUCUUGGAGUAUACACUAAUCUUGCGGCUACAUAUGAUGCUAUGGGAAGGGUAGAGGAAGCAAUCGAGCUCUUGGAGCAUGUGGUGAAGGUCAGGGAAGAAAAACUAGGGACAGCCAACCCUGACGUUGAAGACGAGCGGCGGCGGCUCGCCGAGCUUUUGAAAGAAGCAGGCAGAUCAAGGAACACAAAGCAAAAAUCCCUUGAAAACCUUUUUGUCUCCACUUCAAACAGGAUGAAGAAAGAGGUGACCAAGAGAUGGCCGAGCUUGGGUUUCAAAUCAUAAAAUCUUUUCUGUGAAGGGCAAGAGGAAUCCAUGUGUAAAUGUUAGGUAAUAUCUUCUUUGUUUUCCUUGUUCUUUUUCUUUGCGAUACCUUUUUUUCUUUUAUUGAUUUUUAUUUCCUGGUUUUUUUGCUUUCUUUUCCUCAUACUCUCCGAGCGGAUGGUUCCAUCUUAUGUAUUUGUUUACUUACAGUGUUCUCCAAACAUAUUUGCCUAAAGAAAAACUGAUUUGUUGGAGAACAUCAUAUAUUUAUGUUGCGAGAUCUCCUCUUUGUUAUGACAUUGCUCUCUUUAAAUUG